UCCCCGGAGUUAUAUGUCACUCACAAUUUAUUUACAUUACUGAAUGAUCUACUCUGCAAUUGAGAUGACAAAGGAUAAUGAACUAAUCUAAAUAAGCAAAUAGUUCAAGGCCAGAUAUGGUGUAACUUAUCACAACAGCUCAAUUCUAUUUAUCUUCAUCUUAAUGAAAUUCCAGUAAAGCAGGAAAUUGGUUGGGCGGAACUGAUAUAUUAGUCAUAUAACUGUGGCAGCUGGGAGUUUUAACAGAACUGAAAUAAUAAAAAUCUAAAACAUGAAUAAUAUGCUAAUAAGUGUAUUGGCAUUCUUUUGUUAUGUGCAUAACUCGAAUGCUCUUCAAUGUAGAGAUGAAGAGAACAAUCCAGUAGACUGGUAUGUACUCUAUAAAAUUCCAAAAUUGAAACAACAAAAUCUUUUAAUCGAGCAGGGCUCUGCUUACAUAUAUUUGACUUCGAAUCAUUAUGGAUCUUGGCAAAUUUCAAAUAAAUCGAUUAAUAGUACCAAUUCUAUUAUUGGAAAUACACUGCAGAACUUAUAUUCUAGUAAGAAUGAUGUAUUAUAUAUCCUUUACAACGAUGAACCACCAAAUGAAAACAAAAAUUCUAACAAAGGUCAUACCAAAGGGGUAGUUAUGGCCGAUAUGACUGGAGGAUUUUGGCUGGUGCAUUCAGUUCCCAAUUUUCCUGAAAUGGGAUCUAGUUAUGCCUACCCUGAGAAUGGAAUUGUUUACGGUCAAAGUUUUCUCUGCAUAUCGAUGGAUUUGAAAAAUUUGAACAAAGUAGGUAUUCAACUUCAAUACAACCAGCCAGAAAUUUACAGUGAAAAUGUGCCGUCCAACUUGAAAUCACUUGUACCUGACUUAGCUAAGGCUGCAGCUAAUGUCACCGUAGACAGUGCUCCUUGGUACCACAUAACCAAUCUUUAUUCCAAAAGUGGUGUCCAGUUCACUUCGUUCGCAAAAUCAAAACAAUUCUGCAAAGACUUGUACGAGGAUUUAGUUGCACCUUACUUAGAAAGCGAUUUAGUUGUGGAAACGUGGCCGAAUGGACCAGGAAGGUUACCAUCUGAUUGUAAAAAAUUGUUUAAGGUGAAUAAUGUUGAAUCCAUAAAUAUCCCAGUGGCAGAAGUUUCUUUCAAAGCAACACAUGAUCAUUCGAAAUGGUCAGUUACAUCUACCUCAUCCAAAAAAUAUUGGACUUGCAUUGGAGACAUAAACAGAGCAGCUCACCAAGAAGUGAGAGGAGGUGGUACUGUAUGCUUGAAUAAUGAAGUGCUCACCAAAAACUAUCAAACAAUUGUUGAAACUAUUGAAAAAUGUUAGCAGUGUCAUAAUGGAAUUAGGUUUUGCAAAGUAAUGCUGAUUAAAACAUUUUACCUAUUGUUUCCACUGAAGAGUUUCAUUUUGUCUAACAGAAGAAAAGUGAGCAAGGUGAAUCAAAAUAUCAAAUUAAACAAAUUUAAGAAGUGCUAGACUCCUUGUAAUAAUUAUCAGUUACAUGUUUACUUAUAAUUACAUAAUUUUAAAAGUAUUCAUUUAAAUGUUUCCCCAUCUCAAGCCACAUCAUGAAUACAUACAUACAAUAAAAGUAUAACUGAUCA
Leptinotarsa decemlineata (Colorado potato beetle) is the source of this 1596-nucleotide messenger RNA. It is a transcript of the gene DNaseII, whose product is annotated as Deoxyribonuclease II. The record is from RefSeq and is a predicted model, not a curated record. Lineage: Eukaryota; Metazoa; Arthropoda; Insecta; Coleoptera; Chrysomelidae. Gene Ontology annotation, molecular function: deoxyribonuclease II activity. Gene Ontology annotation, biological process: apoptotic DNA fragmentation.